GGAGAUGUUAAUAUGAUUUAUGCUGCCAUCAGAUUUGUAUUACUCAUGUUGAGCUUAUCUCUUACAAUGAUGUCCAUCGGAUUCCUUGUUGGUGUUGCUCUGGUUGCGAAAGAUCGUUUUUGGCUUUCCUACACUGUUCUGGCCAUCGAUUCAACCUUCAUCAUCACAUAUCACAGCUCAUUAUUCCACUUGCCGCCCCAAUUUCCUUUAGGAAUCGCUUCAUCUUACUUGCAAACUUCACUAUGUUGAUGUCUGUAACUACAUAUGACAUCCACCUCGAUCAAGAACAGACCUAGGAUUCUAAAAUGAACCUCAGAAAACUAAAAUGGAUCUCUAGUCCCUUAAUUGAUAUAAUGCGAGGAUUGCUUUCUUAGAUAUGCAUGAAAUUAGCCCCAAGAAUACAUGGAUUAUUAUGGUGAAACAUUUCAUUCUCUCUUCGUAUCUAGAUGUGUCCUAAUAUUUUCUUGUAGUUCCACUGCCUCUCAAUUAGUAUGAAUUCCUCCGACAUGCCGCCAAUUGAAAAGCAAAAACAGAGUAAUGUUGUGGGUUUGAUACAUUUAUUCACCUUGGAGCUACACUUAAGAUUUGGAUUAAGAGGGCGACAGAGUCUGCUGAAAGUUGUGUGAAAGACUUCAUCUUUGGAUAAAAAAGGCAACCUGGAAGAGAAAUUGAGAAGCUGGCCCUUAACAGUGCAAAGGAACAUCAUUAGUCUUAUUUUUUUUAAACAAAAAUGAACAUCCUUAGUUUAAUAGGCAGUUAACAAUGUAUUGAGAAUGAUUCUACUGUUCUUGUUAGUUGCAUGUGGUGAUAUUUGGACUCUAUGUUUGUUUUGCAGAUUCACCUAUGAUCUUCACCUUGCUGCUGAGAUAAAACCAAACUCAGUAUGGAUAUGAUUCUUGGGUCGCCCAAAGCUCAAAAUCUGCUCCUCAUCUUGAAAACAUGCACAGUGCUUUGCAAUUUAUUGGAUUUGAACAAUCCUCUCAAGUUUGCAAAAUUUAUUGGAUAUGAUUUUUAUAUGUUUUUUUUGUUUGGGUCAAGGAUAUGAUUUUUAUAUGUAGUGGAGGUUGUUUUUGGCGGGUACUCAAUUCAGUUAGCUGAAUGAGCACCUAUCAGACACACUGAGUCCCUUGGUUCAAAUGAACGGUGCUCAUUUUAGAGUACUCAAUCAUGUUAGGAGGUAACAUCUAGCAAGUUUUCAUUGGGCACUGGUAUAAUAUUGAGAGUGUUGGUGAUUUCAUUUAGACAAGUUAGUUCAUUGGUAGGGCAUUUGAGCAGUGUUUUAUAAUUUUGGAAUUCUCUGCAUUAUUUUGGAAUCCUCUGUAGUGAUUUGUCGGCUUGUUGAGGGGUGUGGUGGACCACUAGAGGGACACCUAAGUACAAAGUUUAUGCUACCAUUUGCAAUUGAGAAUCCUUAUAGAGCCUCCUAAAGGCAUGCCAAUUGGUUGUGCAUACAGUAAUGUAGAGUCUUCUCCAAUAAAUUCUUUCAAUUGGUUAUCAAGUAAUGUGGCUUUCAAUCUGGAGUUUCAAGCCAAAUUAGAUUUGACACUUCAAUACUUAUCAAAGUUGAUAAGAGAGCAUCCAAGCUGGGUAGAUAUCGCUUUUGGAUCUUCUGAAGCUAGUACAUGUGUAAAGGAAUACAAAAAUCACGAAUAUGUAAAAGUUCUUGAAUCUUUCCAACAGAAGUUAUACACUGUAGUUCAUCUGUUGGAGCAGAAGUUUUCAGUGGUUCCCUUCCAUCUUAUUAGUCUGAUUUUAAUAUUGCUGCACAAUCGUGGACAAUGGUUCGUUGGAUUUGAUAUAUUACAUGGAUACACUUCUCAACAUCAUGAGCUGGAUAAAAGCCAAACAGUUGACAGAUUCUUAUCAUAUGCUCUUAUGCAUGAGCCACUUUUGAAGGCCACCAGAGAAACUUCCCUUUUGUUUUCACGCGUUAUUGCGGCCUGCGGUAUAACUUGCUCUAUACUGAAGUCACAUUAUAUUGAAAACAAUUUGUCUGGCGAUAGUAGAUCUAUGAGUUUGGUAAGGACAAUACUACUGCAACUUAUGGAGUACUGCCUGCUGCAAAUGUCCCCGCACCUUAUGCUCUUGGAUCUAUAUCAGCUUCACAGUUUGACCGCUGUGGACAUAGAUUCGCUACUGCUGCCUAGGAUGGAACUGUAUGCACAUGGCAGCUGGAGCGAUGUUGCUUAUGUUACUUCAAGUGGAUCAAUCAUUACUGUUGUUGGAUAUAGCUCCAAUAAUGUUAAUGUGGUUAUAUGGGAUACAUUGGCUCCACCUUCCACAUCACGGGCUUCUAUCCUUUGUCAUGAAGGUGGCGCACACUUUCUUUCUGUGUUUGAUAAUGACAUAGGAAGUGGCUCUAUCGCCCCCCUUAUUGUGAUUGGCGGUAAAGGUUGUGAUGUUGGACUUCAUGAUUUCCUGUACAUUGCUACUGGAAGGAGUAAAAGGCAUAGGCAUUCUGAUAAAGGUGAACAAGUCAUGAAGUCAUCAUUGAGUAUUGAUAUGCAUCCUGGAAAUAGUACCAAAUUUGGGGAACAAAGUCAAAAUGGAAUGCUUUGGUAUAUACCAAAGGCUCACUCAGGGGGUGUCACCAAGAUGUCUAUAAUCCCAAAUACCAGUUUGUUCUUAACGGGAAGCAAAGACGGAGAUGUUAAGCUUUGGGACGCCAAGAGAGCUAAGUUGGUAUAUAACCGGCCGAAAUUGCAUGAAAGGCACACAUUUUUGUAACCAAGCACUCGAGGCUUUGGUGGAGUAGUCCAUGCAAUAAUGUGAUGAAGUCUUAUAUCGGUAGUUAGACAUGGUAAAUGAUUUCCAUUAUGUCAUAAGAUAUAAAACAAGUGUCAGCUGGCCACCUGUACCAAGAUGACACCACAUUCCAUGUCGCAGGCUGCUGUUACGGAUAUGAAAGUUGUCUCACAUGGUUCUCUCUCAUGUGGUGGAGGCGGAACUGUAAAAGCUGGUUCAACUGAAAGACCACCAACAUCAGACAUGAUGAAGUUGAUUAUAAGUUACAUAUGAACUCUUGGAAAAUCAUUCAUGCGUAGUAUGUCUGCGGAAAGCACUGAAUAUUACUAAACUGCCCAACUGUUCAAGGUUGGUGAGAAUGAGAGAGACUCCCGAACAUUGGUUGAUUGUUGCUUAACACUAGCGUAUACUAUAGUCAACUCUGCAGACAUUUUGGAUACCUACCACUCGUAAUCAAAGCAACUUCUGAGGCUCAAAGCUUCCAAACUUUGUACCUAUUUUGAUUAGUGACAAAGGAGAGUAUACUAUAAACAAUAAGCUGCUUCUGCUUGAAGGUGUCUGCUAGGACCAUACAAUAGAAAAGAAAUUUGAUA
Prunus mume (Japanese apricot) is the source of this 3338-nucleotide messenger RNA. Lineage: Eukaryota; Viridiplantae; Streptophyta; Magnoliopsida; Rosales; Rosaceae. The record is from RefSeq and is a predicted model, not a curated record.